CCUAAUUGAGGAGCUAGGGGGAAUCAUACCUAAGUGAGUUCCCAAACUGUAAUUAGUAGUUUUACUUAGUUUAGUUAGUAGAGUAGUUUAGUUAAUCAAUCCUUAAUCUAGUUUGCUAGAUAAUGAACUGAAGCUGAGUAAUAGUAACUCUAGAGACCCGUGGAUUCGAUAUUUAUUACUUGUGCCACUAUACUGUAGUACCUUUCAUUGGUUACACUUGGCCAUUGUUAGGUGUUGUGUUUUAGAGCAUCAAGUUUUUGGCGCCGUUGCCGGGGACUUUCUAGAGUAUUAGGAAAGGCAGAAGUUUGUUACUUUAGCGUUUUUCUUUUCUUUUCUUUUCCACCCUUGCUUUUCACUUGGGUGUUUUUGUUUUUGUUGGUGCAGAUCUGAAUCAUGGAUCCUAAUGGCUUCUCCAAUCAUUGGGGGUAUCCACCACCAUCCGGGUGGUAUUACCCCGCGACUCCCUACAGCAAUCAAGGAGGAGAAGACUAUGGAUUCGGGUUCCAGUACCAACCCCCUUACUACGGAGAACAAUCAGACCCCUGGGCAUAUCAAGAACAACCUCAUUACCAAGAAGACUUUCUCCCACAACCAGAAGGGCCAUCGGAGCUGGAGUUACCCAUGGAGGCCUUCACGGGCCACUCUGCAGAGCCAUGCUACACUUCACUGGAGGAUCCGAACGAACAAUUAAGGCUUCUCGUGGAGCAGUUUGCUUGAGACACUGAGAAAUCAUGCUCCAAGAUGGAUAUUCAAAUCAAAGCCCUUGCCACUUCUGAUCCCUCAUUUCUCCAUGAUAUGGAGGAGACUGUUCAGCGCUCAGCGAAGCAAACAGAGUGGGUGAAGCAAGUUUGCUCACAUCUUGCUCAAGAUCACCUUUCUGCUGCCACGCUAGAAGAGGUGGAGGAUGACAAAGGCUAUGGGAGCGUUGAGGAGCAUACAGAAGUUAUCACAGAGAACUCCCAUGAUAACCAUGAUCAGGAAAGUCCUUUGGUUGCAGACCACACCUUUCCUCAUUUACGCUCUAACAUGCUGGGCCCGUGCGAGGAGAUGCAAGAUGAUCCCAUUGAAGAAAUUGCUUGGCGACUUGCUCUCCAAUCUGUUCUAGAAGAAGAAGAGCGAGCAAGGAUGAGGAAGGAAGUUGUGGAUGAUGAGGAAGAAAGAAAAGAAGAGGUGGUUCUUGAUCUUUUCCCAGGGGAGAGACCACAUUUUGAAGAAGGAAGGGGGGGGGGGGUUGAGGAAGCAAUUGGUGUCCAGGCUGAGGAUGAAGUUGAGGUGGAAGAGGCAUGCACCGGCCAUGAGUUGCAAGUAAUAUCUCCACCAAACUUUGAGGAGCUGUUUGGCAAGGACCCAUUUGCGGUGUCUUUUUGCCAGACCAAGGCCACAUCAACAUCGGUCCCUCUUGGUGGACGCGAUGGUGGCCAAUCGAUGCUGUCAUAUCUGGUUUGGGGCAAUGAGACGAGAGAAGAGAAGAAGAGGUCUCGAGGGUGGAGACCUCAUCUGCAUCAAGUACAUGAGCCUUCAUCACCUGCCACACCACAUGCUCGUGACUUGAGACUCCACCUCAUCGAGGAGAACCUCAACUUCAAGGAGGUUCUAGCAUGGACCGAAACUUAGGAGCCAUCGUCCGGCUCACGACGUGAAAGAAGCGCUUGUUGGGAGGCAACCCAACCAGUCGGUUUGCAUUUCUUUCUCUAUUUCUCCUCGGUUGAGUCAGUUUUGUUAUUUGAUUUUAGAGUCAAUAACUCAACCUUUGUGAGAUUUUGUGUGGUGUUUGUGUUCUGAUUACUCUCUCUUCCUGGAAUGCACUGCCUGACCCGUACAUCAUCAUUCACCCUUGAUCUGGUAACUUCGUUCUACCCUCCUUAUCUUUCCUCCAUUGAGGACAAUGUCGUGCUUAAGUGUGGGGGGGUGUUCGAUUAUGUAUGCGGGUGAAUGUUUGGCUGUUUGUGUGCUUGGAGCCUAGUCCACUGUCCAAAUUUUGAGAUUUGAGGGCUCCAAGUACUGCUCUUUGAUCAUAUUGGCACUGUGUUUUGAUUGAUGAAUUGAAUGGUUUUCGGAUUGAUGCAUGACAGCUUGAUUGUGACUAGGACGACCUAUGAUGAGGACUAAGACGUGCAGUAGAGUUGUGUAGGGGUUCAGUUUUUCAACUGUUUGCUUACCAACUGUGACUUGGAUUGAUUACUUGUUCUUGACAGUCGUUUAUGCAUCUAGUUCAGGGUAUCAGAAUGUGAGAUAGAGCAUAUAGGUAGCCAUGUGAGAUUUGAGCCUGCUCGUUUCUUUCUUGUGCGAUAGAUCCCUCUUCCAUGAUGUGUAGCAUUCACGUUGUCACUAGCUAAGAUGAUGGGGGCAUAGGAUUAGCCCACGACCAAAUUUGACUGUCCUGAUGUGUCAUAUCCCCUAGUCAGCCCUUUUGAGCCAUGUGUUAUCCUUUCUUUUGGUCUGAAAUGAAAAAAAAAUCACCCUGUUUGCAUCUUUUAGAAGGUUCCACAGAGUGGGUUUUACAUGUUCUCUGCUGUUUCUGCUAAAUUUAAUGUGAGUGUUGGAGGUAGUGCUUAAAAGUUGGGCUGGGCAGGUGUUUGAAAUAUAUGCAGAAGUGGUGGCUCUCUUAAGAAAUGAAAAGAAAAUGAAAGAAAAACAAAGAAAAAUUGGAAGCAAAAGAGAGCCACUACAAAAAAUCCGAAUAAUGCCCAGUAAGUAGUGUUUCUUAGCGGUCUGGCUUGGAAAUGCUGACAUUUAUACCUCCUUCGCUCUUGUGCUCUUGAGAUAUUGAGUAAUGCAGAAUAGCAGAAAGGAAAUACCGGUUUGUUUGACUGUGAUUGUUUGGGUUUGGAAAUGUGGAACCUUGUGCUAUGAAUACUUCCACCACCUAAAAGGCCUUUUCCCCAUUUCCAAGACCCUAGCCAGUCAUUUGAACCUGUGUCUAAGACCUCCUGAUUAGUUAGUGGUGACACCCCAUAUGUGAACUCUAGCGUUUAGAGGCUGCCAUCAUGGUGAAGAGAUGUUAGGGAUUGAGAGAAAUAACUUGCGCAUUUUUCG
This is a messenger RNA of Linum trigynum, 3036 nucleotides long. NCBI's taxonomy places the organism in Eukaryota, Viridiplantae, Streptophyta, Magnoliopsida, Malpighiales, Linaceae. The record is from the annotation of a GenBank genome assembly.